Molecule: messenger RNA, 2478 nt
Organism: Heterostelium album PN500
Lineage: Eukaryota; Evosea; Eumycetozoa; Acytosteliales; Acytosteliaceae
Product: calcium-binding EGF-like domain-containing protein
Exons: 14
Coding region: 1-2478 (825 amino acids)
Source: RefSeq, a predicted model, not a curated record
AUGUUUAGUUUUAAAAUAUUAUAUUUAUUACUUCUUUACUUGUAUGUUGCUAAUUCAACAUUGGCAAGCAAUGAAUUAAAUAGUAUCAGAUUUUUAAUUCAACAAUAUCAAUUGGGAGUAUUAAAUUUGACUGCCACUGAUUGCAAUGGAAUUCAAAAUAAUGCACCUUCUCCAUUUAUCCGGUGUAUCAUUGAUUCAAACUCUUCUAAAGAAUCAAUUCAAUCAAUAAAACUCUUAAAAGCAACAGCACUUACCAAUGUACCAGUUUCACUUUAUUUAUCACCAAUGAAAGAUAUUUCGUUGCAAUUACCAGAAACCUCUACUUUUAUAAAUUCUUUAGAUUUUAAUCCUGGACAAGACUUUUCAACUUUGGAAUCUAUGUCUAUAGGAAGUGUAUCUUUUGGUUCUAAAACCAUUGUAGAUUUUAACCAAUCUCAAUUUCCAAAAUUACAAACUUUAAGUAUUACAUCAUCGAAAUCACAAAAUCAAGUUCAGCUAAAUCUAAAUUCUGAGAAAUUAGCAAUAUUCACUUUAAACUUUACAAAUUUUACUCCAACAGAUCUAUCUAUAUUUCCAAGUCUAAGCACGAUAAAUAACAAAUGCCUCCAAUAUAAGAAACUUGGAGAUCAAUUCCUCGAAACUAAUAAAAUCAUAGAUAACCAGCUAGAUGGUAGUUUACCCAAUUAUCCAACCUAUCCUUCUUAUUUCUUUGUAGGUGAGAAAGGUAUUACAGGAGUUGUACCUGAGGCGGCAUGUAAUUCUUAUUAUCUAUACCUAACAGGAACCAGUGUAACUAGUGUUCCAGAUUACUCUACAGUUUAUAAUCCCUUCAUAGUUAGGAAGAGUAUACACGAUAAUUUAAUAUACAAUGGAAAGAAUUUGGGUUAUGGCUACCCUAACGAUAUAGAUCCAAACUUAAAUUUUGUUUUAUAUAAUACAAAGUUCAAGUACAACAGUCAAAACAAAACUGGAAAUUUACAAAACGUCCAAUUCUCUAAAUUGUUUCGUGUCUUUAUGAAUCUAUCUUGGGUUACAGAUGUUACUGAAGUUAAACAGGUAUCAAUUGUACAAUUACCUUACAAAUUAAAUAUAACUGUUUAUGGUAUUUUCGAUCCUACUUAUUCCUAUGAAGUUUUAGUAAAUGGAAAUAAUAUUUGUAAAGUACAAAAUAUGUCAACAUAUAUAAAUUGCUUUAUGAUGGGCUCUUUUAACGAUGAAUCCAACUACUUAGUUGGAGCAAACUCAUCUUAUUUAAUAGAAAGUAUAAACACUUUUUAUAAAAAAGAUUAUCCUAUAGUUUCAUCAGUUCUACCAAUCCCAACUAGUGGUGGGAAGGUUGUUUUUUAUGGAAACUUUGGUACUUUUGGUCAAACAAAUCCAUUGAUUAAAAUUAAUAAUCAGAAUUGUAUCAUUAUUAACAAAUCCUCUACAGUUUUGGAAUGCAAUAUUGGGCAGAGUUCAGAAGGUGUAGCUUCAUUAUUAAUAAGUGUUGAUGGAUACACAUUUAGUUCAAAUACUUUAUUAAAAAUUUAUAAAGAUGAAGAAGAAAGAAUAAACUGUGGAUAUAAAAACAAUUGCAAUAGUAAUGGAAAUUGUACUAAUGGUAGUUGUCAAUGUAAUUUGGGAUUUUUAGGUCAAUUUUGUGAGUUUAGUGAAACAUUUAAUGGAACUAUAAACAUAAACACAACUUCACCUGUUCUAGGAAUCAAUGCCAAAGAUCAUCAAUUCGAAUUCUCUAUGGUGGCAAUACAGGAGGUUGAUCAACUAUCAAAUGUUGUUGCUGAAGUUUUAACAGAAAAUUGGAGAUAUAAUCAAACUUUAGAAAACAAAAUUACAACAUUAAGCUAUUUCUUGAAUAGUACAAAUACCACCAUUCAAGUUAAAACAACUAUUCAAUAUUCAGCUGAGCAAUGGAUAGCAGAGUUUGCUGGAAUCAAUACCACUAUUUUACCCAAUUCUUUAAAAUUAUCGUCAUAUCUCUCAGGAUGGCAAUACCAAUCAAAUUUAAAUACGAUUAGAUUUGUGUUUACUACAACUCUUGGCGAUUUCGAUAGAGAUUGUAAUGGAGAAUUCAGUCCAGUUGGAUCUAAUCAAUUGGAUCAAUCAGUCGAGUACUUAAAAGUUAUAAAAGAUGGAAUAACUUUUUAUGGUAAAUUUUUGGAUAGAUCUAUAUCAGAUGGAAGAGUAGCAUUCUCAAGAAAUAUAGUUAUUAAUCAAACAGAGAAUGGAAAUGUUUUUAUAGCAGUAGAGAUGCCACAAUGUCAAACAUGUGAAAUCGAUCCAAACUUUUCAUUGUUGCUCAAUCCUAAUGUUGAAGGUUGCGAUAGUAAAUCAAAAUUAUGGUGGAUCAUUCUAGUAUCAUGUGUUUGUGGAGUAAUCUUUAUUGGAUUGUCUAUGAUAGGAAUAUUUUAUUUACGAAAAAAGAAACAUACAAUCAAACUUAUAAUGAUGUCAAAAUUGGAUAAAAUUAAGAGUUAA